Molecule: messenger RNA, 1034 nt
Organism: Camelina sativa (false flax)
Lineage: Eukaryota; Viridiplantae; Streptophyta; Magnoliopsida; Brassicales; Brassicaceae
Product: AT-hook motif nuclear-localized protein 28
Cellular component (GO): nucleus
Molecular function (GO): minor groove of adenine-thymine-rich DNA binding; DNA-binding transcription factor activity
Source: RefSeq, a predicted model, not a curated record
GAUAAAAACAAAAUGUUGUCGAAGGUUUCUCAAAAACAACACUUGCAGCUCUCCCCUUCCUCCUCCUCCUCCUCCUCCUCCUCCAUGGAAAUGGUCCGGUGUUCACGUGGCAGACCUCGAGGUUCGAAGAACAAACCAAAAGCACCAAUCUUUGUCACCUCCGAGCCUCCUAUGAGUCCUUACAUCCUCCAAAUACCCUCUGGUGUCGACGUCGUUGAAGCCAUUAACCGCUUCUGCCACCAAAAGGGCAUCGGCUUUUGCGUCCUCAGUGGCUCAGGCUCCGUCACUGACGUCACUUUGCGUCAGCCUUCUCCGGCAGCUCCUGGCUCAACCAUUACUUUCCACGGCAAGUUCGAUCUCCUCUCCAUCUCCGCCACUUUCUUUCCGCCUAGCACCCCCUUGUCUCCUCCUGUCUCCAAUUUCUUCACCGUCUCUCUCGCCGGGCAUCAGGGACAGGUCAUUGGUGGAUUCGUCGCUGGUCCUCUCGUUUCCGCCGGAACUUUCUACGUCGUCGCCGCUAGUUUCAGUAACCCUUCGUAUCACCGGAUACCCGCGGCGGAGGAAGAGAACGCUGUGUCAGGGGAAGGGGAGGGCCAAUCACCUCCGGUAUCUGGACAUGUGGCGGAGGGAAGUGGAGGAGAGUCGAUGUACAGUUGCCAGAUGGGUGGCUCUGAUGUACACGCCAAAGCUCCACCGCCGUACUGACCAAAUCCAUCUCUUUCCUAACUAGGGUUUCUUCUUCUUUUGAUCAUCAAGAAUCAACUAAAGUUUGCUUUUUUUUUUUUUAUUAAUCUUCUUAGAUUUUUAAAUCAAGCCUUCACUCUUCUUCUUUAGUUUUUUUCUGCAGUGUCAAAAGCUUCCAAGUUAGUGAUUGUUUAUUUUUCAAUUUUAUAAUAUUAUUGCAUUGUUUAUUGGAUUCUCCAGAGGUUGGCUAAUAUGGCUUAAUUGAUUUCUCAAACAUCUCACUAACGGUUUAACCAACCAACAAUUGUAAGAAACAAUAAAUAAAGUGUGAAAAGACUCGAGAUAUAUCA